CUGUAUGCGUCAUCAUUACGUUUUGCGCGGACCUUGGCUGACGUUACGCCUUUGUCAGUCCCUUGACGUGCUUAUUGGCUGUUGGCAGCCCGGCCUCCCGGAAGUGCGGGCAUUACCCUGGGCGUCUUGGUGGUGUUUAGGAACUCAAGCCUGGGAACAUGGUGUGCAUUCCUUGCAUCGUCAUUCCAGUUCUGCUGUGGAUCUUCAAAAAGUUCCUGGAGCCAUACCUGUACCCUCUGGUGUCCCCUGUUGUCAGUCGCAUAUGGCCUAAAAAAGCUAUACAGGAACCCAACAAUAAAAACAUAGGCAAAGUAGACUGCAAGGGUGCAGAUACAAAUGGAUUACCCACAAAAGGGCCAACGGAGAUCUCUGAUAAGAAGACAGACUAGUGUGGCUUUCCUGAAGGCCCCUGGCUGUUUGCAAAUGGACCUGAUAACAUGAAGCACCUACUUUGUCUCUGACUUUUUUUUCUCUGAGACCAGGGUUCUAGAUAAACAGUUUAGCGUCUACUUGAUGCUGAUCAGGAAGUCCACGGGGUUUAUAGUUAAACUGUGAGUAGUGUGUUUAAAGACCUCACCCCGAGUUUCUUUUUCAUUAAAGCAGCGUUCAUUUCUCUUAUUCCAGUUUACUAAUGUGAACAAAUAGAAGGUGUGUGUGA
Acomys russatus (golden spiny mouse) is the source of this 658-nucleotide messenger RNA. RefSeq names its product chromosome 20 C18orf32 homolog (gene C20H18orf32). Gene Ontology annotation, biological process: positive regulation of canonical NF-kappaB signal transduction. NCBI's taxonomy places the organism in Eukaryota, Metazoa, Chordata, Mammalia, Rodentia, Muridae. The record is from RefSeq and is a predicted model, not a curated record. The coding region runs from base 159 to 389 and encodes 76 amino acids. The transcript is spliced from 3 exons.